CUGGGUUGGGACCACUGUCUCUUCUGUCACUCGUCUUGUGAGCUCCGUCGCUCUCUUUUAUCUCCCCCUUUGUUUUAGCUCCUCUCUUCCGAUCUCGGCGACCGCUUUCUUCCCCCUCCACGAUGUCGUCGGCUUCAACUGCUCUGAUCCCCUUGGCCCCGCUCCACCGGUUCUCCGCGGUUAAUGGUGCCCGGAGAUCGUUCCUGUGUCACAGGAACCCCUGGAGAUCUAGGGUUUUCAUGAGCGUCUCGGUCGGAUCGCGAGCUACAGUGGGAAAUGAUGCCCUCUUCCAAGAUUAUAAGCCCUCUUGUGCUUUCCUCUUUCCUGGCCAGGGAGCACAAACUGUUGGAAUGGGGGUGGAAGCUCAGAAUGUGAAUGCUGCUGCUGAAUUGUUUAAGAAAGCAAAUGAUAUACUUGGUUAUGAUCUCUUGGAUGUUUGUGCCAAUGGGCCAAAAGAAAAGCUUGAUUCAACAGUAAUAAGCCAGCCAGCCAUAUAUGUUACCAGUCUAGCUGCAGUUGAAGUAUUGCGGGCACGUGAUGGGGGUCAGGAUAUAAUCAAUUCUGUAGAUGUCACUUGUGGCUUGAGCUUGGGAGAAUAUACAGCCCUUGCAUUUGCUGGUGCAUUCAGUUUUGAGGAUGGUCUCAAGCUUGUCAAGUUAAGAGGAGAAGCAAUGCAGGAUGCAGCUGAUGCUGCUAAAAGUGCUAUGGUCAGUGUCAUCGGACUGGACUCUGAAAAGGUGCAGCUGUUAUGUGAUGCUGCUAACGAAGAAGUUGAUGACCAAAAUAAAGUUCAGAUCGCAAACUUUUUAUGUCCAGGUAAUUAUGCUGUUUCUGGUGGUGUGAAGGGAGUUGAAGCAGUGGAAGCUAAGGCAAAGUCUUUUAAGGCUCGGAUGACGGUACGCCUUGCUGUUGCUGGUGCUUUUCAUACCAACUUUAUGGAACCGGCUGUCUCCAGAUUAGAAGCUGCGCUCGCGACAACAGAAAUCAGAACGCCAAGGAUUCCAGUUAUAUCAAAUGUGGAUGCCCAGCCACACUCAGAUCCUGAUACGAUCAAAAAAAUUUUGGCACAACAGGUGACGACUCCUGUGCAAUGGGAACUGACGCUGAAGACUCUGUUAAACAAAGGGUUGAAGAAAAGCUAUGAGUUGGGACCUGGAAAGGUUAUCGCCGGAAUCUUGAAAAGGAUGGAUAAAUCGGCUGAUCUUGAGAACAUUGGUGCUUGAUAUUGUUUCUAAAGACACUCGAAUGUUGAAACUUCAAAAGAUGAGACUCAAAAGUCUUCAUUUGCAUUUAUCCUGGAUGAGCUUGACAUGCAGAAUUCCGGAGUAGCACAAAGAGGCCAGCGAAUAAGGUACGGUGUCGAAUGCCCAUUUUUAUGACUUUCUUUUUAUCGUUGCCUUUUUUUUUUUUAAUGUUCGCUUUUGAUUAUGAGCUCGGUCGGUCGUGUUGUUUAGUCAGUCAGACGUUUAUGCAUUUACCAAUUGAACACGUCAAAUCUGCUUAGAUUUGUUCCCAAGUUGUUGCACUUUUUAUA
Messenger RNA from Musa acuminata AAA Group (dessert banana), 1534 nucleotides. RefSeq lists its product as uncharacterized. The transcript is spliced from 10 exons. Gene Ontology annotation, molecular function: [acyl-carrier-protein] S-malonyltransferase activity. The record is from RefSeq and is a predicted model, not a curated record. The coding region runs from base 123 to 1223 and encodes 366 amino acids. NCBI's taxonomy places the organism in Eukaryota, Viridiplantae, Streptophyta, Magnoliopsida, Zingiberales, Musaceae.